This is a messenger RNA of Galleria mellonella (greater wax moth), 2326 nucleotides long. RefSeq lists its product as uncharacterized. Bases 208 to 1266 code for a protein of 352 amino acids. NCBI's taxonomy places the organism in Eukaryota, Metazoa, Arthropoda, Insecta, Lepidoptera, Pyralidae. Gene Ontology annotation, cellular component: nucleus. Gene Ontology annotation, biological process: nuclear protein quality control by the ubiquitin-proteasome system; proteasome localization. The record is from RefSeq and is a predicted model, not a curated record. The transcript is spliced from 3 exons.
AUCUGGCAACCUUAGUCAAAUGUCAAUUUUUUCACCCGUUUGCGCCAAUUUUGUAGUUUUGUUAUGGUGUUUUUGUCCGUUGUAUUCUUUUAUUUGUAACUGCUUUUCUCUAUCUAGAGGUGUAAAACUACAUAGUAAAAUUGAAAAUUAGUUAGCUAAUAUACUGUUAUAUAAAAGGUACAUGAAUUUUUAGUAGGCCGCUUAGUAAUGGAGGGAGCAGUGACUCCAGAGGGCGGACGCCGCACUCGAGCGGCUUUGGCUGAGAUCCCUGCACGCCUGGACCGCCUUCGAGUCACUCCCUUACAGCCGCUCACGAAUACCAGAGACCGCUCACCAGCAUUGCCCCCCAGCUACCUUAGUCCGGCCCCCUCACCAGAUGAAAUGCUUAUCCAACAGAGAGGUCGUAAACGUCUUCCUGUCACUUGGUCACCAGAUAUUGAAAUAAAAAGAAAUUCCACAUUCCACUCAAUUGUUAGAACGCCACCCAAAAACCCGAGCCGCCUUUCUCCGCCGAAAUUAGCAGUCACUUUACGAUCUACCCCACGAAAACGUUUGUUGCUGGGCGAUUCUGAAAGGAUACCUCUGACACCAGAGAAAAUAGACUUCAGUGAUAUUAGCACACCUCAAAAGUUCAAAAUAAGUAGCCCCAUUAAAUCACCACCGCCAAAUAAAAGACCGAGGCUCGAGAAAACAAUGAAAUAUAAUGGACCUAUUGAUGUGGCAUUAAAAGGUUUAAGUCCUAAUCAACUGAUUGAUAUAAUUAAAACUGUCACUUACAAACACCCAGAGGUCGAAGACGAGAUCAGAAAAGAUAUGCCUGUUCCAGAUUUGUCGCCACUCGAGGAGAGGCUUCAUUAUUUAAAAUCAAAUAUUUUUAAAGGGCUCCCGACAUCACGUCUGACUUCUAAAACUGAUUCGCCGGCUUAUUCGCGCGUGUCUACCCAUUUGGCGGCAUUCAAGAAGUGCUUAGUAGAACAGGGAAAAGUAUUAGUGGAGUCUCAACACUGGGAGUCUGUUAUUAAAUAUGUCUUUCUAGCCUGGAACUAUGUUAGAGCUACACCUGUAUGGGAUCAUCAGGCACAUAAUGCCUGCAGAAAACAGUGUUUCAGAGCGCUGACUACUUUUUGCAUGACGGCCCUCAAGAAGGGAAGUUUAGAAAAGGAUCUAUUGAUUGAUACUCAAGAUAAGCUACAAGGCAUGGUUGCAGACAGCGAAGACAUCCAAUCAUGUAUAAAGCAAAUUCAGGGGCAACUGUUGGAUUUGUAAAUGUUUUAAUAGUAAUGUCGGGUGUGCUUUUUUUUAUUGUUUUUGUCUAUUACUAUGUGUUUUUUAUUAUUUUUUUUAGUACUGGGUAUUCUGAUAUUUUUAGAUAGGUCUGUUUUCCUUUGAUUGAUCUUAAAAGGAAUCAAGUACUUUAUGAUUUUAUUUCUAAUUUUUGUCUCUUUUAUUACAAUAAUAGAUUUAAGAAUAAAGGCCAUGUAUAGGUAAUUUAUAAAAUGCAUAGCAAAUUGAUGAAAUACCUUCAAUAAUUUUUUUUAAUGUAGCUGUGAAAAAUGCCAAAAUAAUUAUCUUCUAUAUAAGAGUAAUGAUUUUUGUAAAUUCUACAAUUGUAAGUAGAUGAGUGUUUAUAUUAUGACAGUGCCUUUACUGUAAUUAGGCAAGACUGAUGUUUGAAUGUAAAAUCCGUUGAACUAAAAUUAACUCACUUAUAUAGAUAUUGUUGGCUAUUUGGAUCUCGACAACCAUAUGACCUGAGAUUUUAAAGAAAUAAGCUAUCAAGUGCAAAAAUAUUUUUUUAUAUCAGACUCCUAGUUCCAGAGGUUAAGGCUUUCAAACAUACUCUUCCGCUUUAUUAUGUCAGUAUAGAUAACUAUAAUUUAUUAAGUUAUACAAUUGAUAAAUUAUAAUUAUUUUUCAUAAAUGAUAAAAAUUCUAUGGAAGCCCGAUUCACAUUACAAAGCCGCUGUCGCUCCGGCCUCGGCUGGUAGACGAUCAUGUUCGAUUCGGUUCAGCGAAAUGCACACAGGGAGGCGUUUAAUAUAAUGUAUUUUCUACAGAAUGAAAACGUAUUGAUUUUUUUUAUUUUGACUGAGACUAAGAGUCGUAAAGGAAUAAUAUUUCAUAAUAGAAAUAAAAAGUAAAUAAAGCUAUUAACUUCACUUAAAAAUUAGAAAAAAAAAAUACAGAGAAUGUAGGAUGAAAUUAAACAAAUAUAGUAAUAUAAUAAUAUAUAAAUGUAUUUUUUAUAUAUUUCGCGAUUUCAACCCCUCGUAUAACACCGGGCAUUCCCCCAUAUAACGCGGGGAUUAAUUAUUCUAUUAAAAAA